Messenger RNA from Centruroides sculpturatus (bark scorpion), 1193 nucleotides. RefSeq names its product ADP-ribosylation factor 6-like. Gene Ontology annotation, molecular function: GTP binding; GTPase activity. Gene Ontology annotation, cellular component: cytoplasm. Lineage: Eukaryota; Metazoa; Arthropoda; Arachnida; Scorpiones; Buthidae. The transcript is spliced from 5 exons. Gene Ontology annotation, biological process: intracellular protein transport; vesicle-mediated transport. The record is from RefSeq and is a predicted model, not a curated record. The coding region runs from base 211 to 738 and encodes 175 amino acids.
AAUGAUUUCGUUUUAUUAUUAACAUUCAAGGACAACGUUCUCAUACAAUAGAAAACAAUCGCAAGAGUAGUAUCUAUUAAAAUAAUCUACGAAAUGUCUGAUUCUCCUUUCAGUCCAUUUAAAUAAUUUUACUUAAUUUCUAGCUCUGUAAAAGUAUUGAAAUGAUUGCAAUUUUGUCGAUUACUAUCUCGAAUUGCUUACCGAGAAGAGAUGGGGAAGUUGUUGUCAAAGAUAUUUGGAAAUAAAGAAAUGAGAAUUUUAAUGUUAGGAUUAGACGCAGCUGGUAAAACAACUAUUCUGUACAAGUUAAAACUCGGCCAUUCGGUUACAACUAUACCUACUGUUGGAUUUAAUGUAGAAACUGUGUCAUAUAAAAAUGUUAAAUUUAAUGUUUGGGAUGUUGGUGGUCAAGAUAAAAUUCGUCCUUUGUGGAGACAUUACUAUACAGGUACACAAGGCUUGAUAUUUGUUGUAGACUGCGCUGAUCGUGAUAGAAUCGACGAAGCCAAACAAGAGCUUCACAGGAUAAUAAACGAUCGUGAAAUGAGGAAUGCCAUUAUUUUAGUGUUUGCGAAUAAACAGGAUUUACCAAAUGCUAUGAAGCCACACGAAAUACAAGAAAAAUUAGGAUUAACACGCAUCAGAGAUAGAAACUGGUACGUGCAACCAGCCUGCGCAACCACUGGAGAUGGUCUCUACGAAGGACUGAUGUGGUUAACGUCAAAUCACAAGUCAUGAUAGGAAAUUUUAACAUAUUUUAUCUAAUUAGAUCUAUCAAAAUCUUAUUGUCAUUUAAAUUCCUACUGCCAUUUAUGCUCUAAGCUCUGAGCGGAUUGUCUUCCUUAUUAAAUAUUUACAUUUGCUAGUAAUUAGAAAAAUAUUAAAAUUAUGCAUUUAUUUGUAAUAUUUUUCAGUAUUCAGCAUGCAUAUGUAUAGUGUAACAACAUUACUCCAAAUUUAUAUACUCAAAAUGUAUUUAGAAAUAAAAUACUUACUGAAUAUUUCAUAACAUUACAAAUAUAAAUACAACAUGCAUUCUUAAUAGACAUUUUAUAAAUUAUAAAAAUAUAUAUAUAUAUAAAAAAAAUAAAAUAAAAAGGAACAAAAUAUAUAUAUUUACAAUGCUCAACUUUACCCGUUGAUUGAUAACAUCAUUUUAUAUAAAAUGUGUCUUAUAAUGGCAUAACUUUUAA